CGCUUCGUCAACUCGUCCAUCUGUCUGAUGCUGCCUGUCUCAAGAGCUGUCUUUGGGGCCGUGUCCCAGUCUCCGCGACAAUGGGCUCCCCGCAUGGCCUCGAGCCUUUCACAGUUCGGGGUUCCGUCACAGUCCAUGUCGACGCUGAGCCUCAGCAUGAAGCUGCGGAAGCGAAAGAAGAAGUAUCUGUUUGCCCCACACCCGAUCCUCGGCAACCCAUCGGCCGAAGAAGCCGUCAACAACAUUCUGUAUAACACUCCCUCGACGGCCAAGGCGCCUGUAUCUCGGCAUGUGCUCAACUGCCUGGUGACCAACGAGCCGGGCGUCCUCGCUCGAGUCGCGGGUAUUCUUGCUGCCCGCAACUUCAACAUCGACUCGCUCGUCGUUGCCAAGACGGACGUGCCUGAUCUGAGCCGGAUGACCAUCGUGAUCAACGGACAGUCGUCCGUCGUCGAGCAGGCCCGAAGACAGGUCGAGGACCUGGUCCCGGUCUGGGCGGUGCUGGAUUACACGCACGCCCGUGUGGUCGAGCGCGAGCUUUUGCUCGUCAAGGUCUCGACUGUUCCGCACGAGCACCUGGCGGACGAGGAUAUUGACGAAGCCUCCGAAGUUGUCCACAACCAACAGGAGAACGGACCCUCGACUGGCCUGUCCCCCCUCCUGGCUGCCUCUGUCCAGCGACAGUCGAUCGCCGAGCUGGCUCGUCUCUUCAACGGCCGCAUCGUCGACAUCUCUGUCGACAGCGUCAUUGCGGAGGUCUGCGCCAGCCCCCAGCGAAUCGACGCCUUUGUCAACCUUCUGAAACCCUAUGGCAUCAUCGAGGCAACACGAUCAGGAUGUAUGGCCAUGCCCCGCUCCCAGUCCGACCAGGACGGCGAGACCCAGGAGCCUGAGCCAGACCAGGGCAGCAAGGUCGAUGCCACCAUGCUUCCCCCCGGUUAAGCGGUCUUCCACAUCGAGGGGCCAGGAGGCGACCGAAGCUGUUGCGGCUCGAGCAGCCAUCGCGGAUCUGUGCUGUGUUGUUUUGGAUGAUACUCAAUACAUUUGCAUACCAAAACC
Polychytrium aggregatum is the source of this 1059-nucleotide messenger RNA. RefSeq names its product small subunit of acetolactate synthase-domain-containing protein. The transcript has 4 exons. NCBI's taxonomy places the organism in Eukaryota, Fungi, Chytridiomycota, Chytridiomycetes, Polychytriales. Gene Ontology annotation, biological process: branched-chain amino acid biosynthetic process. The record is from RefSeq and is a predicted model, not a curated record. Gene Ontology annotation, molecular function: acetolactate synthase regulator activity. Gene Ontology annotation, cellular component: acetolactate synthase complex; mitochondrial nucleoid. Bases 28 to 942 code for a protein of 304 amino acids.